Messenger RNA from Perognathus longimembris pacificus (Pacific pocket mouse), 1751 nucleotides. RefSeq names its product mitochondrial transcription termination factor 2 (gene Mterf2). Gene Ontology annotation, molecular function: double-stranded DNA binding. The record is from RefSeq and is a predicted model, not a curated record. Bases 248 to 1423 code for a protein of 391 amino acids. Gene Ontology annotation, cellular component: mitochondrial matrix. NCBI's taxonomy places the organism in Eukaryota, Metazoa, Chordata, Mammalia, Rodentia, Heteromyidae. The transcript has 3 exons. Gene Ontology annotation, biological process: termination of mitochondrial transcription; regulation of DNA-templated transcription.
GAGAAGGAAGGGGAGGAAGAGAAGGAGAAGACCAACAAGAAGAAAAGAGUGACACACACCUGAUAGUAGGCAUCUUGAACACAGAGAGUUCACAGACUUCACAGUUGUAAAGUCCUUUGCAGUGAGGUGACAAGAUCCUAUCUUGAGAAGCUGAAAGAAUCCCAAAUGGACUAACUGAAGCCCUGGACCAGGACAAGAUCUUUUCAGAGAUUUGUGCAAAUACAGGAGUCCGGGGCCUGGGGAAGUCAUGCAGGGGGCAGCAAGCACGUUAUGGAAGUUGCUGGUGAGAUCCCAGCCUCGCAGGCUGUGUUCUUUCAGAAAGAUACAACCAACUCCACAAUACCAGCCUUGUGUCCCUUGCUUUACCUACACCACUGAUACACAGUCCAACAGAGAAAACAAAAGAACAGUGGAAGCACUCUACAAACUCUCAGUCGACAUCAGGAAAAUUCGUAGAUUAAAAGGCUGGGUACUUCUGGAGGAUAAAACUUACAUUGAAGAAAUUGCAAAUCUUUUACAACAACUAGGUGCCAAGGAGACUGCCAUAGCCAGUAUUUUGGAACGCUGUCCUGAAGCAAUUGUCUGUAGCCCAGCUGCUGUUGAUACUGAAAGAAAACUCUGGCAGUUGGUAUGCAAAAAUGAGGAAGAGUUAAUCAGGCUAAUAGAGCAGUUUCCAGAAUCAUUCUUUGCUGUUAAGGACCAAGAGAACCGGAAGCUGAAUGUUCAGUUCUUUCAAGAGCUGGGACUGAAGAAUGUGAUCAUUAGCAGAUUUUUGACAACUGCAUCUAAUAUUUUUCAUAAUCCUGUUGAGAAGAAUAAGCAAAUGAUAAAGACUCUUCAAGAGAGCUACCUAAGUCUGGGUGGUUCUGAGGCCAACAUGAAAGUCUGGCUACUAAAAUUAUUAAGCCAAAAUCCUUUCAUUUUGUUAAAUUCUCCUGCAGUUAUAAAGGAAACACUGAGAUUUCUCCAGGAGCAAGAUUUCACAGACUUUGAAAUUCUUCACCUUCUGUCCAAACUCAAAGGAUUUCUUUUUCAACUCUGUCCAAAAAGUGUACAGAAUAGUAUUUCCUUUGCUAAAAAUGCUUUUGGAUGCACUGAUCAUGACUUGAAGCAGUUAGUUGUGAAAUGUCCUGCUCUCUUAUAUUACCCUGUUCCAGUUUUAGAAGAGAGACUUCAAGGGCUAUUAAAAGAAGGAAUUUCCAUAACUCAGAUAAGAGACACACCGAUGGUCCUUGAAUUAACACCACAGAUAGUUCAGUACAGAAUAAGGAAGCUGAAUUCUUUGGGCUAUAGAAUAAAAGAUGGACAUCUGGCAAAUCUAAAUGGAACAAAAAAAGAGUUUGAGGCUAAUUUUGGCAAAAUUCAAGCCAAAAACAAAAGGCCACUUUUUAACCCUGUGGCACCAUUAAAUGUUGAAGAGUAAAAAGUAAUAACACUGAGUGUCUUUCUAUCAAAGGGAGACUGACAGAGAAACAAUUCAGUUUAUAGGAGCCAGUAACUUGAGAUGCCUAUAGUAGCUUCAGAAUUGUUACCUCUAAUAGGUCAUGUCUGGCUGCAUUUGUAAAACAGAAAUUGUUUUUCUUUCAAAUAAAGUUGGUAUCUGUGGCCUUGAACAUUUAUUCCUUGAGUGCUGUUAAAGGACACGUGCCGUCAGUGUGGUAUUUUUUGUGAAGCACUGUGAAAGGACUGGUAAGCACAUUCGCUCAAGUCCAAGUGUGCGGACAUUUUUACCCACCUAACAUACAAACCCA